Molecule: messenger RNA, 617 nt
Organism: Lycium ferocissimum
Lineage: Eukaryota; Viridiplantae; Streptophyta; Magnoliopsida; Solanales; Solanaceae
Product: disease resistance protein Roq1-like
Exons: 2
Coding region: 139-558 (139 amino acids)
Biological process (GO): defense response; signal transduction
Source: RefSeq, a predicted model, not a curated record
GCUGGGCACCUCAUUUUGACACUUCUAGGUGUAGGCCACUGGACCCAAAGUGAAGUUUCCCUACAAGAAACCACAAGCUGCGCCUAUUUAUCCACUACAAAAUCAUCGAAGUUGGUGUCUUGAAAAAUCUAGGGUUUCAUGGUUGUUUUCUCGAAAAAUUAUGCUUCUCCUAGCUGGGGUGUUGAAGAACUAAUUAAAAUACUCAAGUUAAAGCAGAUAAUUUUUCGUACUUUCUACGAUGUCGAUCCUUCUCAAGUGCUAAAGCAAACUGAGUGUUUUGAUGAAGAUUUGGGUAUACAGAAGGAACGGUUAUUUGGGGAUUUGCGAAAUGUUGCUGACAGGCAUGAAUCUAAAUUUAUCGAGAAUAUUAUAGAAGAAGUCCUACCAGAGGUGAACCAAACACCUCUGGAUGUUGCUUGGUACCCAGUUGGAGUAGAUAUUUGUGUCAAAGAUAUAGAGUUGUUAUCGAAAAAUGAAUGUGUUGAUAAAGUUCACAUGGUUGGUAUAUUUGGCAUUGGUGGAAUAGGAAAAACAGAGGGCAUCAAGUUGUACUUUUAAGUACGGACUUGUUGAAGAAGCUAUGUCACUCUUUAAUAAGUUGGAAAGAAAGAGAGCAA